Messenger RNA from Recurvomyces mirabilis, 1104 nucleotides. RefSeq lists its product as uncharacterized. Lineage: Eukaryota; Fungi; Ascomycota; Dothideomycetes; Mycosphaerellales; Teratosphaeriaceae. The coding region runs from base 1 to 1104 and encodes 367 amino acids. The record is from RefSeq and is a predicted model, not a curated record. The transcript is spliced from 2 exons.
AUGGCACUCCCGAAUAGGAUCUGCGGUUUUCAACCGCUACCGGCUGAGAUCCGACAACAAAUUUUAGAGCAUGUCUUUGACGACCAUAAGCAUAUCACGACCUUCACCGAUCAUGGCACGCCUGGAGGGAUCAAGAUCAACGAGCAUUACAAACCCAGCUCGCACAUGACAUUGCUGCUCACUUGUCGCCAGAUGUACCAGGAUGCCACUUUGCUGGCCUUUAGUCACACCUCGUUUGUGGCCAAUAGUCUCUUCGUGUCAAACCAGAUCCCUAAACGCCUUGAAGUACUCUGCCCGAAGCAGCUUGCGGCCAUACGGUCCAUCACAUUCUCAGCAGAUGCUCGACACUUCCGCAAGUUGAUCGACUGGGGUCAGCAUCCGUGGGGUAUAUCGUCACUCAACCUAGACAGCUUGACCAUUGUCCUCAACCGCUCAAGUACCUGGCAUUACCUCUUCGACUAUAUCUCGGACAUUACCAAGCUGCUCCGGAAUUUUCAGGGCGUCAAACGUGUCGUAUUUGUUCGCAACCAUGCUCGUGUCAAAGGUAGUUUCAAGACAAGCUACAACAGACUCAUUGGGCUCAUGAUGAAGGUGGAUCAUCAAGAGCGCUACGACAAGAAGCCCCCAAACGCAGAAAAGGUGUGGUGGACGUGGAGCUUCGACGAUCAAGCACAAAGCUUUUGUCUCGAAGCCUGCCCCCCCAAGGAAAUGGUCGACGAGCAGUCAUAUGUUGAGCAGAUGUUACCUCUGAUGGAAGAGUGGAGAGUGAGUGUGGAGAAUGAAGAGUGGAAUCCUGAUCCGAGGAGUCGAUAUCUAUACCAAGUACUAGAGUUCGCCGGUCAAGAAUUGAGCCCGUCCAUGACCAAAGGACCAAUCUGCUUUCGUAUUCUCGAUACAGGUGAUGACGAGAUCACCGCCUUCAAGUUUACAUUCCUUCUUCAAGGCCUCAGCGAGCUUGCCGUAGAAGUUCUGCUUGACUUCUUGACUACGCCCUUGCUGGAUGAUUUGGAUGAACAGCAAUUCGUCCGUCCGUUCUAUCCCGAGAUCGGUAUCGUCGAGCAUAAGUUCAUAUGGUUCGUGUUGGGUUAUGACCUGGUAACGUAA